AUGGCCAACAUCGAAUUCGUCAUCGAGGCUCCUCAGGUCUCCCGCAACAACAAGAAGCGUCCUCGUCUGGUCACCUCAUGCGAUCACUGUCGCGUCAAGAAGAUCAAGUGCGUCCAGCAGCCUGCGACGGGCAAAUGUGAAGCCUGUCUCUCCGCGAACGUGCCGUGCCUGUACCGCGACAGGGAGAACUACUUCGCGGAGCGCACACGCAUGCUUUCGGGUGCCGGAUCGAUAUUGCGGGACGCGUCCAGUGGAUCAUUGAGCAAAGGCCACCUCUCUGCCAUCAAUGCCUCUACUUCCUCGCCUUCGCGCGGCUCCACCCCUCCGUCAGCACAACCCUCGAGCGAUCAUUCGCCAGCCUCCUCCGAUCGCUCGGACUCGCCAGCAAUGUUCUCCUCAUACAUGGGUGUGAGCACAUCACAUAUGUCUUCCUUUCAAACGUUUCCGGACGUAUCUGAUAUGCGCUCUGGGCCCUCGAGUCGGGACGGACCCGUGGCGCCGCUAGAUUGGACCCCCCCUUGUCAAAUCCCCGAGAUGCACACUGGGCAGAGCAACGUAUUUGCUGGCUUUCCGGCUUCCAAUCUCCUCCCGCCCAGCAACAUGCUCGAAUUCGGCCUUUUUGAUCACAUAGACGGCACGCAACCGCACCCGACACUUAUGAUCUCGUUCAUCCAGGACUUUUGUGACAAGCUCAGUUCAUCAUACCCGUUUUUGUCGUCGGAAUCUGUGGUCGACCGCUUUUGCCACCACCGCCUACCCGCAGUCCUUGCGAACGCGAUAGCUGCCUCCGCAGCCCGACUCUCCACGGUGCCAGAGAUUCUGCAAAUAGGAUCGGCAAACACGGCGGACGUAUACUGCCAGAUGGCCAAGAGCCUCAUUCCUCCCGACGGCCCCCCUAGCACCCUCGACACCCUCCACGCGCUGAUGCUGCUCGCAUGGGUCGAGUACAGGAGGCACCACCAGGCGCAAUUCAGAGGCUAUACCCGGUCCUGCAUCCGAGUCGCCGCCGAGCUCGGGUUCUCGGAAGAGACCGUCCCCCAGAUCUCUCGGUUCUCGAACUCGCACACCGCGCGGAUUCUGCAGCUCACCUGGGAGGGCAUCCAGACGCUCGAACGCGCGGCGCUCGCCGCCGAGCUCGUCGCGUUUUCCAAAUCGAGCCCGCAGCCUCAGCAGACCCCCGGCCCUCAGCCGUCGUUCGAGGCGUUAUCAAACUUCAUGUCGGAGUCACCCUCCCUGUGGUAG
Molecule: messenger RNA, 1242 nt
Organism: Epithele typhae
Lineage: Eukaryota; Fungi; Basidiomycota; Agaricomycetes; Polyporales; Epitheliaceae
Exons: 6
Coding region: 1-1242 (413 amino acids)
Biological process (GO): regulation of DNA-templated transcription; DNA-templated transcription
Molecular function (GO): DNA binding; zinc ion binding; DNA-binding transcription factor activity, RNA polymerase II-specific
Source: RefSeq, a predicted model, not a curated record